Messenger RNA from Closterium sp. Naga37s-1, 1872 nucleotides. The record is from the annotation of a GenBank genome assembly. NCBI's taxonomy places the organism in Eukaryota, Viridiplantae, Streptophyta, Zygnematophyceae, Desmidiales, Closteriaceae.
AUGUUCACCGGAGAUCCCUAUGCGUGGCCGUCGCGCCGCUCGCCCGUCCUCGCGACGCGCGGGAUGGUCGCGUCGUCGCAGCCGCUCGCCAGCGAAGCCGGCCUCCGGAUUCUGCGGGCCGGCGGCAACGCGGCGGACGCGGCGGUCGCCAUGGCGGCGGCUCUUGCGGUGUGCGAACCGUGCAGCACCGGACUAGGCGGAGACGCCUUCCUCCUCUUCUACCGCGCAUCUACCCGCACAGUCCACAGCAUUCAGGGCAACGGCCGCUGCCCCGCCGCGCUCUCGCUCCCCCACCUCGCCACUCUCGGCUUCUCCCAAGCUUGCCCCCUCCCCCCCUUCCACCCUCUCACCGUCACCGUCCCCGGCGGCGCCGCCUGCUGGGCCGACACCAUCCAACGGUUCGGAUCGCGCCACGUGUCGCUCCGAGAGGCGCUCGAGCCGGCCGUACAGCUGGCAGAAGGCGGUUGGCCCGUACCGCCCCUGACAGCUGGACAGUGGGAGCGAGGCGUGGAGCAGUUGAAGCAGGGAGGGCCACAUGGCGGCGAGCUAUUGGUGGACGGGGAGAGGGCGCCGAGGGCUGGCGAGGUGUUUAAGAACCCGGGCAUGGGCAACACACUGAGGCUGCUGGGAGAGAAAGGCAAGGAUGGUUUUUACUCAGGCCCGGUGGCCGAAGCGAUAGUCACAGCAGUGCAGGCCCAGGGCGGGGUGCUCUCUCUGCCCGACCUCGCCUCCCACACCUCCUCCUUCGCCCCGCCCAUCAGCACCACCUUCCACGGCCUCACCAUCUGGGAGGUCCCUCCCCCCACCCACGGCCUUGCCGCUCUCAUCGCUCUCAACAUCACCGAGGCUUACUAUUCCACGCACGGGCUUCCCGAGCCUGCCCGGGAGGCCCGGGGAGCGGGGCCCGAAGCUGCGGGCGAGGCUCGGGAGGAGGGGCGGGUCAAGGGGGAGGCGGAUUUCACGCAUGUGAUGAUUGAAGCGAUGCGAAUGGGGUUUGCAGAUGCGCUGGCGUGUGUGGCUGAUCCAGAGCACGUGCAGGUGCCUCUGGGGGAGGCUUUAUCUAAAGAGUAUGCAGCCAAACGAGCUGGGGAGAUCGAUUUAACACGGGCAGCGAUCGUUGAGCCAGGGAUUGGGGCGUGGGAAGGAGUGGGGACCGAUACGGUGUAUUUCUGUGCGGUGGACGGGGAGGGCAACGCAUGCAGCAUGAUCAACUCAAACUACAUGGGGUUUGGCACGGGGAUUGUCCCCAAGGGGUGCGGUUUUCCUAUUCAGAACCGCGGGCAUAACUUUUCCCUGGACCCUGACCAUCCCAACUGCCUGGCGCCUGGUAAGCGCCCCUACCACACCAUUAUUCCUGGCCUCGCCACCUGGGGGGAUACCCCUUCUACUGCAGCAGCAGCAUCAGCAGAAGCAGCAGCAGGAGCAGCAGCUGCAGCAGGAGAAGCAGGAGCAGAAGAGUCAAGAGCAGACGCAGGGGUGCCAGCAGGAGACCUGCACUGCACGUUCGGAGUGAUGGGCGGGUUCAUGCAACCCCAGGGCCACCUCCAGGUGGUAACCAGCCUCGCCCUCCUCUCCCUCAACCCCCAGGCCGCCCUCGACCGCCCCCGCUUCUGCCUCUCCGGCCUCCCCUCCCUCUCCCCCCCCGGGCACGGGCCUGGGCCAGUGAGAGAGAGCCACGUGGCGAUUGAGGAGGGGCUGGGGAGGGAGGAGGUGGCGGAGGAGUUGAGGAGGAGGGGGCAUCGGGUGGAGGUGGUGAGGGGGGAGGCGAGGGAGGUGUUUGGAAAGGGGCAGGUGAUUGUGAGGGAGAGAGGGAGUGGGGUGCUGUGGGGGGGGUCGGAGGGACGGGCAGAUGGCUGUGCCAUGGGGUUUUGA